GUCAACUUGCCUUUUGUUGGCUGCAUGUGUCCGCGUCGCUCCGCCCCUCCGCGUGUGUGUGUGCGUGUGCGCGUGUGUUGGGAGUCUCCGGUCCGGCGGGAUAAGGACUCAACUCGUCUCCUUCCUUUGCAGCCGAUCAGCUGGACUUGUUUCCUGCAGGGAGAUCGGACGAGUGCACGCAGCCGGAGGGAGGGAGGGGGACGCAGGCAGAGAGCGGCCGGACAGACCCGGAGACCACGAGCCAGCCAGAAGCACAGCGGGGGGCGUCCGCACCAUGUCCUUCAGCCCAAAGCACUCCACCCCCUUCUCAGUCACCGACAUUUUGAGCCCAAUGGAGGACAGCUACCGGAGGUUCGGAGGCAUGGAUCCCGGGUCCCAGCUGGGCACCUACCGGCAGCCGCAGGUCUCUCAGCCCGGUACGCAGCAUCAUCAGCACCAAUCGGCGCAGCAGCAGCCGCCUCAUCUCCAUCACCAUCACCACCACCAUCACCAUCACCACCUGUCCUCCGCCUCUUCAUCCUCAUCAUCCUCCUCUUCCUCAGCAGCAGCCGCAGCGGGACCCGGAGGGCCCUACCAGCACCACCACCACCACCACGUGCCCCACGGGGUGCCGCAGUUCUCCGGGCCCGUCGGAGGGUUCUGCAACGGCGGCAUCGGGAACGUCGGAGACCUGCCGUCCUACCAGGAGACGGUGAGGAGCGGAGGAGCAGCAGCGGCGUGGUACGGAAACCCGGAGCCCAGAUACCCGACAUUUUCCAGAUUCAUGGGCCCGUCCUCCGGGAUGAACAUGUCCGGGAUGGUGGGCAGCUUGGCCGGGAUGGACUCCGCCAAGUCCAUGGUGACGCUGCACGCAGCGCCGCGGAGGAGGCGGCGCGUGCUCUUCUCGCAGGCGCAGGUGUACGAGCUGGAGCGGCGCUUCAAGCAGCAGAAGUACCUGUCGGCCCCGGAGAGGGAGCACCUGGCCGGGCUGAUCCACCUCAGCCCGAACCAGGUCAAGAUCUGGUUCCAGAACCACCGCUACAAGCUGAAGCGGCAGUCCAAGGACAAGCAGCCGCUGCAGCAAGACGGAGGAAGCGGCGGUGGAGGAGGAAGUCUGUGCGAGACGACGACCCACCACCGCUCCUCCUCCGUGUCCCCGGUGCUCUCCAAGAACGGCAAGGGCUGCAGGAACGACUCCAGCGGCUCCAACCAGACCGGAAACCGACAAAGUAGCUCGGGGGAGGUCAUGGCGGUGACCCCGCAGCAGCAGCAGCAGCAGCAGCAGCAGGUGAACCAGCUGUCGUCCACCGAGGAGCUGGACGAUUUGUCCCCGAGUCCGCCGCUGGGACUGCACGGUCAGAUCAACAUGACGCAGACGGACGCGGCGCUAAUCGAAUACACAAACAGCAUGAUCGGCUCCAAUUUACUGUACGGGAGAACUUGGUAGGGACACCGGGAGGAGGACGGUACGGGAGCAGGCCUGUGAGGACCUCAUUCUCGGGUUGGAUUCUUUUAUUUUUAGGAGAACCGGCUGGAGGACAAAAACAAGCACCACUAUUUUGUAUUUUCUUUCAGUGCGUAAAGCUCUGGUUCCUUUACGCACACACUCAAGAGACAUUCGGUGGUUUUGAGCAACACGGUGCAAACAUAAAACUGUAUAUUACAUCCUGCUCGGAGUGUUAAUAAUGUAUUUUCUUCUUCUUCAAAACGAAAUAUUUGUCUUUUUUUGUAACCGACAGACUGCUGCUGCGUUUAAACCAUGAAAUCUGACUCGAGGGUCUUCAGGAUGAGGCACGCCCGCUGUGCUUCCCGUUCAUCUA
This is a messenger RNA of Anarrhichthys ocellatus (wolf-eel), 1799 nucleotides long. It is a transcript of the gene nkx2.4b, whose product is annotated as NK2 homeobox 4b. Lineage: Eukaryota; Metazoa; Chordata; Actinopteri; Perciformes; Anarhichadidae. The transcript has 2 exons. The record is from RefSeq and is a predicted model, not a curated record. The coding region runs from base 275 to 1426 and encodes 383 amino acids. Gene Ontology annotation, biological process: regulation of transcription by RNA polymerase II; cell differentiation. Gene Ontology annotation, cellular component: nucleus. Gene Ontology annotation, molecular function: RNA polymerase II cis-regulatory region sequence-specific DNA binding; DNA-binding transcription factor activity, RNA polymerase II-specific.